AUGGAGGACAGGAUCCAGUUCGAUAUUAAUGAGUCGCUCAAGUUCUACCUGAGUGACCCGACCUCCGUUCCCACCCCCGAUGCCGACUCCGAGUUGAUAGACUGCGAAACAGACCCCGAUCAAUUAUCAUCUACGCUGGUCGACAAUGUGUUGAACUCCGUUGUGGAUGGAGUAGCAGAGAGCCCGGAAGGUCUGACCAGGUCAUCCUUCUUUGACUCAUUACAAUUUUUGUUAAAGUAUUCGGCCUUCGUCCCUACACGGUCCCUCAGCAAACUUUUAGAUCUCGUUGUAUCCGGGCUAUCAGUCGAAGCGGACACCAUCCACGGCGAUCUCGAGUCAGAUGAGCAAGAUGCCAUUCAGCAUCACAAGCAACUAUUGGAAAUGUACGGCUUCUUGCUUCAGUGGGCUCUGUCAGCUGUUGAAAUCAAAGCGGCCGAAAAGCCCACGGAGGCUGCACCGGCAAGGAGGGGCGCUGGGAAGUCCAAGUCCAAAACAAGCACGCGGGGAGACGGCCACUGGGACUGGACACCCCAAAUCCAGAUGUCUAUGGAGACAAUGUGCAAAGUUAUGAAACUUAAGCUUGGCCGCAUAUUCCUGACUACCUCGGACCGUGACACCUUCAUUAACCUAUUUUCCCGCUCAGUCUACCUCAUGUUGGAGAGUGAGCAACGGGUAAAGAGCAUGGCAAUCCGCAUGCAUGCUUUCAAGGUCCUUUGCAUAGCCGUCAAGCAUCAUGGCCAUGCCUUUGGAGCCCAGACAUCUAUCGUACAGAGCUUGACGUACUUUGAACACCUAUCCGAGCCGAUGGCAGAGUUCCUCCAUAUCCUUGCAGAACAAUACGACUAUCCGCAGCUCUCGGAUGAGAUUCUAAAGGAACUGGCGAACAAGGAGUUUAACUCCAACGAUACCAGGGGACCAAAAUCGGUAUCUGCAUUUAUAGUGAAGCUCUCAGAACUUACGCCUCGCUUGAUCAUUAAACAGAUGACCCUUUUAGCGAAGCAGCUCGAUAGUGAGUCGUAUACCCUCCGUUGCGCCGUGAUUGAAGUCUGCGGAAACCUCCUCAUCGACUUGAGUAAACAAGAAGAGCCAAGUGAAAACUACAAGACGCAAAUUAACGCUUUUUUCGAUGUCCUUGAAGAGCGCUUCCUUGACAUCAACCCUUACUGUCGCUGCCGAGCCAUCCAGGUGUACUUGAAGAUAUGCGACCUCGAACAGAAGUUCCCCAAACGUAGACAGGCAGUUGCUGAGCUUGCAGCGAGAAGCUUGGAGGAUAAAAGCAGCAAUGUGCGACGAAAUGCGAUUAAGCUACUCGGAAAGUUGGUCGCGACUCACCCAUUCAGCGUUAUGCAUGGAGGACAGCUUUCUUACCAAGAAUGGAAUUCCCGACUUGAGGCUGUCGACGUCGAGUUGAAUGCAUUGAGGCCUCCUGAAACACCUGGCUUCGACGGAGACGAGGGAUUGCAAAUUGACAGUGAACUUUUGGACGAUGCAACACAGUUGCCAGAAGACUCUCCCUCCAAAGCUCCUCGGAUGACAGAAGAACAGAAGGCUAUAGCGAUGCAGAAGGCUGCAGAACAAGCAGCAACAUCUGAGCUGCUUACCAGACUCCAACUGACGAGGAAGUACUACAGCGAGGCUAUUCGCUUUAUCGAAGUCCUCCACAUGGCCUCUGGAACCGUCUCCCAGCUCUUAUCAUCUAAAAAUAAGAGUGAGGUUAUCGAAGCCAUGGAUUUCUUCGUGAUGAUUGAUGCCUACAAGAUUGAGACUGCGCGCAGCGGCAUUCGGCGAAUGCUGCGGCUUAUCUGGACUAAAGGGAACAGUGAUGAGGGUAAAGGAGUGCAGACACAUUUGAUCGACUGUUAUAAGGGGCUUUUCUUCGAAGCGCCGGACUCCUUUAGCACUAACGACACUGCUAACUAUAUUGCCCGGAACAUGAUCAGUUUAACGUUUGGUUCGACUCCUGCCGAACUUACUUGCCUUGAACAGUUACUUAGCACGAUGAUGAAUGCUGGUCAUAUUUCAGAAGCUGUCAUCGCGAAGCUCUGGCAAGUUUACGGUGUUCAGAAGAAGGAAAUCUCCAAGACGCAGCGCCGAGGUGCUAUCAUCGUCCUUGGAAUGCUUGCUUUGGCAGACCCCGAAGUUGUCAUCAAAGAGAUCGAAACCAUGCUGCGCAUCGGUCUUGGGGGCCUCGGAAGAGCAGACCUUGUGCUUGCAAAAUACACAUGUGUCGCGCUACGGAGAAUGGUACCUGGUCGCCAGGCCAAAUCAAAGGAUGCCGGUAUUCCAAAACUUACGAAUGAUCACCCUGUUCUUGCCAAGCUUGCUGCCAUGGUUGAGAUUGUAUCGGAUAGCAAGGAGUGGUUUGGAGUGGCAGAACAAGCUGUCAGUGCUAUUUAUGCACUGUCUAAACAUCCAGACGUACUCUGCUCUGACAUUCUCAAACGGAAGACCAGAUUCGUCUUUCAACCACAAUUGCAACGACCUUCCCCAUCGGCGGAGACCGCAGACGGCGAUGAACAACGCCCAGGAACAGCAUCGUCAGAUGGCCAAGGUGCAAGGCCCAAGACUACAUCUGCUGCUCUUUCCCAACUGCUAUUCGUUGUCGGUCACAUCGCAAUCAAACAAAUCGUUCAUCUCGAACUCUGUGAACUCGACUUUAAGCGCCGCAAGGCAGAGCAGGAGAAAAACAAGCCGGUCAGCCAAGCGGCUCAGAACCAAUCUGCAGAUGAUGAAUUGGAUUUGAUCGGUGGAACAACUGAAGAUGACUUCACAGAUGCUAUGAACCACAUUCGCGAGCGAGAACUCCUGUAUGGGGAGAACUCCCUGUUGUCCAACUUUGGACCAUUGGUUGAAGAGGUCUGCGCAAACAGUAACACAUACCCAGAUCGCAACCUACAAGCAGCAGCGACUCUGUGCAUGGCGAAACUCAUGUGCGUGUCGGCUGAGUAUUGUGAGAAGAACCUCCCACUCCUGAUCACAAUCAUGGAGCGCUCUGAGGACCCGACAGUCCGUAGCAACGCGGUCAUUGCGCUUGGUGACAUGGCGGUCUGCUUUAAUCAUCUUAUCGACGAGAACACCGACUUCCUGUACCGCCGAUUGAAUGAUGACGAUCACUCAGUCAAACGUACUUGUCUCAUGACACUGACCUUCCUGAUUCUGGCGGGUCAAGUCAAGGUCAAAGGACAGCUUGGUGAAAUGGCCAAGUGUCUGGAAGACAGCGACAAGCGGAUCGCUGAUCUGGCGCGUAUGUUCUUCACAGAACUGGCUGGCAAGGAUAACGCUGUGUACAACCACUUUGUCGACAUGUUUAGUCUGCUGAGCGCGGAGCGCAACCUCGAGGAAACUUCUUUGCGCCGCAUCAUCAAAUUUCUGAUUGGCUUCGUUGAAAAGGAAAAACACGCCCGGCAAUUGGCAGAGAAACUUGCCGCUCGCCUUCCUCGAUGUGAGACAGAGCGGCAGUGGAACGAUGUCGCGUAUGCCUUGUCCCUUUUGCCGCAUAAGAAUGAGGAUAUCACCAAGACGGUGACAGCCGGAUUCAAUAUGGUUGCCACUGUCGCCACCGCUGCUGCUGCUUAA
Messenger RNA from Aspergillus ruber CBS 135680, 3576 nucleotides. RefSeq names its product condensin subunit YCS4. The transcript has 6 exons. Lineage: Eukaryota; Fungi; Ascomycota; Eurotiomycetes; Eurotiales; Aspergillaceae. Bases 1 to 3576 code for a protein of 1191 amino acids. Gene Ontology annotation, cellular component: condensed chromosome, centromeric region; nucleus. Gene Ontology annotation, biological process: meiotic chromosome condensation; mitotic chromosome condensation; mitotic cell cycle. Gene Ontology annotation, molecular function: histone binding. The record is from RefSeq and is a predicted model, not a curated record.